AUGGAGAAACACACUGAUCUGAGUCUAAAAAAGUUCUUAUGAUCCUCUUUGGCGGGAGGGUGAGCAGGAAUUUCUGUUGAUUUUGUCUUAUUCCCCAUCGAUAGUAUCAAAACAAGAUUACAAGCAAGUACUAAAGCUAAGAACUAUGCUAAAGAAGCGAAUAAGGUUAACAAGUUUAGAGGGUUUGUAAGCUCCAUGCUUGCUUCCUUUCCUUGAGCAGCUAUUUUCUGGGCUUCAUAUGAAUUCUCAAAGCUCUUUAUUUCCAAAAGCGAGUUUGGACAGAGCAUGUCUCUUCCUUUGCAACAUUUCUGAGCUGCCUCAAUAGCUGAAUCAACGCAAGCUUUAGUCCGUAAUCCAUUUGAAGUGAUUAAACAAAACCAGCAGAUUGGGAAAUAUGAAACUAUUAUUCAAGCAGGAAAAGAUAUCUACUCUCAUAAAGGAAUUGGUGGCUUUUAUAGAGGCUACUUCUCUCUCAUCAUGAGGGAGAUCCCAUUCUCAGGAUUACAAUUUCCUCUAUAUGAGUAUCUCAAAAGACUACAGAUAGCUUAUUUGUCAAGAUCAAGGAAUAUCAAGCCAGAAGAAGUAGAGAUGAAAUUUUGGAAUAAUGCCAUCAAUGGAUCCCUUGCUGGAUCUAUAGCAGGAUUUAUCAUCACGCCCAUUGAUGUGAUCAAGACUAGAAGAAUGACAGCAGAUGUUCAGAAAAAGCAAAUUUCUAUCCCCAAAUUAGUCUCUGAAAUAUAUUCAGAAGCUGGCAUGAGAGGCCUCUACAGAGGUGCUAUGAUAAGAGUUCUAUAUCUUUCAUUCGGUGGCUCAGCUUUCUUUGGUAUCUACGAAAAGAUCAAAAAUAGUCUAGAAAGCGCAAUGUAUGACUAA
Molecule: messenger RNA, 873 nt
Organism: Moneuplotes crassus
Lineage: Eukaryota; Ciliophora; Spirotrichea; Euplotida; Euplotidae
Source: the annotation of a GenBank genome assembly